Messenger RNA from Colletotrichum abscissum, 1695 nucleotides. RefSeq lists its product as uncharacterized. The record is from RefSeq and is a predicted model, not a curated record. Gene Ontology annotation, cellular component: RNA polymerase I upstream activating factor complex. Gene Ontology annotation, molecular function: RNA polymerase I general transcription initiation factor activity; rDNA binding. Lineage: Eukaryota; Fungi; Ascomycota; Sordariomycetes; Glomerellales; Glomerellaceae. The transcript has a single exon. Bases 1 to 1695 code for a protein of 564 amino acids. Gene Ontology annotation, biological process: nucleolar large rRNA transcription by RNA polymerase I; transcription initiation at RNA polymerase I promoter.
AUGAGCAUGGGGCCGGAUCACGACUAUUUGCAAAACCAGGACCCAGGAGACCAUGACCUUGAGGACCUUGAUAAGUCACCACCAAAACGGCAAAAGUUUGAACAUCAGGAACAGCAUUUUGCAUAUUCCGUCGCAUCAUCUGGCGACGAUGAAAGUGGCACAGACGAAGGCCUCUCAAAACAAAAGCGACGGGCGCAAGAUGAGAUCGUGGAACCAGUUCUUAAGCGUCACAAAGGCGUCUUCAACAACAACUACUUGGAUCUCUUGAACGGGGAUAUCCAAGAUGUCGUUCAUCACACAGCUUUCGGAGGAGACGAUAAUCUGCCCCCUUCGCAGAUUGGCCUGACAACUUGGACGUCGUACGAGAAGAAGCUCUUCUUCGAGGCUCUCUCGAGACUCGGCAAGGACGACUUACCGGGCAUCUCGGCCAAGAUCCAGACCAAGAGUGAGAUCGAAGUCCGCCAGUAUAUCCUCCUCCUGCAAGAGGCUGUUGAGGGAAGGGACAAAGAGCAGGACGGAGGCAACAAGCCAAUACAUCUAGCAGAUUACCCUGCAGCCCUCGAGAUUAGUCCGCUAUGCUGCCACGCGCUCGACCAAGCAGCCGACGCACUUUCGUUCCGUCAAGAACGACACGAGGAGCUCGUCGAACAGAAGAAGUGGGGGGAGUGCUGGAACAUCAACCUGGAGCUCGCGAAACGCAUCGAAGGCGACCACGGACUGGACAAGGACCCGACCUUCGCGAGCGAUCACGGACUGUCUUUCACCGAGGUCCUUCGGGUGAAGAGCUUCCUUCGUCUUCCCGAGCGCAUCUUCAUGAACGCAUCCAAUGCAGAGAAUAACUGGCAGUACGUUAGCGAGGAACCGCCAACGAUCAGAGCAACGGCAUUGCAGGAUUUCCACUCCCUUCUCGUUUCUGUCACCAAGAAAAUUAUCCUCACUACACUUUAUAUUGCGCAAUCCCGGAUCCGAGCCAGGAAGCACGUUGAACCAUCGACGAGGAAUCUGGUCAGGCGCAAGGACGUUGAGGCGGCAGUCGCAUCGCUGGGUAUGAAGCAGAACAGCAACGAGUUCUGGACAACAUGUGCACGGAGGUUACGACUUCACAUCUGCGAUGACGAUGCCGAAGAUGUUAGGGACGACGAGGAUGAGGAGCCAAUGCCAUAUGACCGCGUGGAAAGCGUCUUGCGCAGGGAAGUGGAUACCGAGCAUCCGAGCCAGAGCUUCCCGACACCCCAGAUCAAAUUCGAGAAAGACGAAAUGUCGGACUCGGCAGAUGAUGAGGACUCCGUCUUGGAAGAAUCGAGUGAUGAGGCACCUGCAAUCAUGGACGACGCAGAACGCGAGGCCGUCGAGGAGGCUAACGAGGUACUCGUCUACUCCGCGUACGACUUCCCCGAGACACAUCGCACGAGAGAAGCCUUGAAGAAUAGGAUCAGGAACGAGCUGGCGCAGGAAGCGUAUGCAGAGGCCGAAGAUGCAAAGGCGAGCCGCGAGUACGAGUCGGACAUGUGGCGGCUCCUGCAGCGACAACCCCCCGAGCCGUUCGUCAAGACGCAGACCACAGAGCCUACUAAGCAAGUAGCCAGGGCUGUGGAAGAUGUGUACGAUGUCGGGCGGAGAUGGAGGGAGAAGUUGACGUAUCACAGCGAGUGGGAAAUGCUCGGCACGUCUCAGUUUCAGGACAAGAAAGCAUGA